Neocloeon triangulifer is the source of this 1432-nucleotide messenger RNA. RefSeq lists its product as uncharacterized. The coding region runs from base 232 to 1356 and encodes 374 amino acids. NCBI's taxonomy places the organism in Eukaryota, Metazoa, Arthropoda, Insecta, Ephemeroptera, Baetidae. The transcript has 5 exons. The record is from RefSeq and is a predicted model, not a curated record.
CGGCGAGCAGUAGUGUAUUUGCAACUAUGGAACGCUGCACAUAACCCAAUUAUUUGUUUGCCUGGCGCAAAUACUAACACUGCUCAAAUGCGCGCUCCGAUUAAAUUGCCCGCGAAAGUGUGACGCUUCCAAGCAAAAUCUGCAUUGUUUCCUUUGCUGUCACGUCAAAGGUGAUGCUGAGCUCCAAGAAAAAGUCUGGCCGUCCAAAAGAACUUUUGGCAUUUGCACGACAUGGACAGUUACGACAAAUUAGGAGACAAACGACCGGCCAUGGGUGCAGCAAGAGCCUCGUCCAGAUGCAAAACCUUCAUGAUUUUCUUCUUUGUGAUCGUGGGAGCAAUUUUAAUGAUAGCUUUGAACAUUCUCCAAAGUAGGGAAACUCUUUUGGAGGACUCUCCGCUAAGCGAUCAUUUAUUGAGAUCAAUCAUGGCAGAAAUUUUCAAUAGCAAUAAUAAUGACUCCGCUGAACAAUCUCAGACAUCAAAUCUCACAGCAGUAAUAACAGAACCUACUUUAAGUGUUGGUAAAAUAAAUGAAUCAACGUGCAGCCAAAAGGCCACAAACCGAGGCCCACACCAGAGGGUGGUGUCCUUUUCCUACUACGGCGGCAUCACCAGCAAAAGGGGCUAUUUCAGCGGCAUUGAAGAGAACGCCAAACUGAUUCAAAAGAUCUACCCCAAUUGGACGAUGCGAGUUUAUCACGACAUCAAGGACGAAGGCAGAUUUCACCAAAUCCUGGACGAUCUGGAGCAAAAGUUCGGCAAAGUUCUCGACCUGUGCUUCGUUGGAAAUUUACCCAUUUUCGGAAAUAUUCUUGGGACUCAGCAGAAUAUGUGGCGCUUCCUGUCACUGGCCGACCCUUUGGUUGACAAAUCCCUGUUCCGAGACUUGGACAGCAGCCUUAAUGAAAGAGAGGCCAGUGCUGUGCAAGAGUGGCUCAACUCUACAUACCCCUUGCAUGUCAUGAGGGACCAUCCGUACCACUACCACCCACCAAUUCUUGCUGGAAUGUGGGGUGCACAGCUUGACCUGGGCCACAGAGACCUUUGGAAGGAAGCUUUGCGCAAGAUGAUGGAAAUGGGCAAAGUUGCUGGAAACAAGGGUUUGGACCAGGGUGCUUUGCAGGCUGUCGUAUGGCCGCUGACUAAGACCAAAGGGUUUUUAUUGCAGCACGAUAGCUUCACCUGCGACAAAGGCGAAUUUAUAGUUGCUGGGGAAGUAAGACACUUUCCAAAAUGCAGAACUCCAAAGGUGGGAGGAAAUUUUGUUGGCUCGAGAAAGGGAGUCGACACGAAACCAAUCACUGAACCUUGUCCGAAGAAGUGUCGAGCGCGCGAGAGAUGUGUCCAGUGCUGAUGAAUUGCAUAUUUAUUAGUGGAAAGAAGUGCCAAUAAUUUUUAAUAAAAUUGUCUCAUAAAAUCCAUCAACUGAA